AUGGAGCUCGCCACCGUCGCCGCAGCAGUCACCUCCACCGCCGCGCGCCCGCACGGGCCUUUCUCCUCUCCCCGCGCGGUCUCCGUCUCGUGGAAUAACAGUCCUUCGCUCGCCUCCACCUCCCGCCGCUGUCUCUCCACGCCUUCGCGACGGCGGCUGCGGCGGUGGCUCCCCGUCACCUCGGCUGCCGUGGAGCUCCGCGAGGCUGCUGCCGGGGGCGGGGACUCGCUUCGUGUCACCGAGACGCCGCAGCCUGGAUCCAGUGUUAAGUUCAGCGUGGAGGUGCCUACUUCCAUCAUUCGCGAGUGUUACCAAACCACGCUACAGGAGUACGCAAAGCGUUUUAAGGUUCCUGGAUUUCGGCCUGGGAAGACCAUUCCAGAAAACAUUCUUAUAAACUAUGUAGGACCGCAACAUGUACAGGACGCCACAAUUGAAGCUAUCUUAAAACAUACACUUCCUCAAGCACUGUCCUCGGUAGAGGAGAGGGCAUUAGAAGAUUCUGUUCGCAUUCUGACUCAGUUUGAUGAUCUGAGAAAUUCUUUCUCACUCGACGAUGUGUUUAGAUAUGAUGUUGCUGUGGAUGUUGUCCCUGAAGUCCGAUGGUUAUCCGAAGACAAAUAUAAGAACCUCAAAGUUGUUGUUGAAAUAGAUGAAGCUGUUGAUGCAGAAAAGGCGGCAGAAAAAGAGCUUCAGCGACGUCAUAAAGCUCUGGGCCUACUUAGAGUUGUGGCUGAGAGAGGCCUCCAGAUUGGUGAUCUGGUGGUACUAGAUAUAUUUGCAGAAAGCAUUAAUAGUGAUGGCUCUAAAGGUGAAAAAAUUUCAUCGGCUGAGAGUACAGGUUUCCACUUGGACACUGAGGAAACUAAUAACCUUGUUCCUGGAUUUCUUGGUUCAUUAAUUGGGAUCCAUCCUGGUGAAGCUAGAUCAUUUCCUAUUCAGUUCCCUGAGUCGUUUGAGCAAGAAAGUCUACGAGGUGUCCAUGCACAAUUUACUGUUGUGUGUAAAGAGCUCUUCUACAGAGAGUUGCCCAAAAUGGGUGACUCACUUGCUGUAAAGCUUCUUCCAGGAUGCACUACCAUAGAUGAGGUUCGAGAACGUAUUUUGGAAAGAUGUAAAGAAGUAGAGAAAACGGCCAUAGAACAAGCAACCGAUAACGCAAUCCUUGAUCAGCUCGGGAAGUUGGUUGAGGUUGAUGUUCCUCGUGCCUUGUUUCAAGAACAAGGCCAACAACUUUAUGGAGCCAAACUUCUGCAGCUUCAGGCAGAAAGGAAGCUAGAUAAAGACCAGCUAGCAUCCUUAUCGACCCAGAGGUCAGUUCAGGCGUACCUAGAAGAUGAGAAGGAGAAUAUUACAAGAAUCAUUAAACAGAUGCUGGCUGUUGGUGAUGUUUUCAAAUCUGAGAAUUUACAGUACUCAACUGAACAGCUCAUCAAGGAAGUUGAAAACUCCAUAGCAGAGUUCAAACAGUACAAUCAAGACUAUGAUGAGAACAACAUCAGGCAGCAGGUCCAGGAUGUUCUAGAGGCAGCGAAGGUGCUUGAAUGGCUCAAGGAGAACUGCACAGUCGAGUAUAUCAGGCGAUGA
Molecule: messenger RNA, 1587 nt
Organism: Miscanthus lutarioriparius
Lineage: Eukaryota; Viridiplantae; Streptophyta; Magnoliopsida; Poales; Poaceae
Source: the annotation of a GenBank genome assembly